GCAAGGGUUUUGACCCAACAUACCUGCGAUGGAAAUGACAUGAAGAGUUAGAAAAUCCUUGCAACUCUAGCUAUACUCAUAAUGACCAAGUCGAGGAUGAUAUUCACGACAUCCACAAUCUUGAGGUUGAAAUGGAAGAUGAGUUAGGGGCCACUCAAGAUGUUCCUCCUGAUCAAGUCGUCAUUGAUGAAGAGCGUAAUAUGUAUGAGAGCUUAGUUGCUGCUAAUUACUUGAGGAUCUCUGAUCCAGCCGAUUAUAUAGUGGCACAUGGAUCGGUUUUCCCACGUGCACCGGGAGAUAUGGUGCACGGUGUUCCCCUCCUUCCUCACCAGAGAGUCGUUGCAUGGCGAAAGUCGUUGGUGGGCUUUGGAGAUCCCCCGUUGCACACGGCUCGACAUGGCGACUUCUCAUCAAGCAAAUCCCGACCUAUUCUUGGUGUAUGCCCCACUGCUCCUCCUAGCUCUCCCGUACAGGAUGUUGUUGACCGGAGCUCAUACGUCUCAUUCGGGCUGAGGUGCAGGGAGUUGUGUCAGUGGCUGACACGCACAUCAGAUUUGCCUACCAUCAGCGUCAUUCUCGAUCCUGAGUCUAUGCUCUAUCCGGAGGAGACGGGGUUGAGGAUGCGUCUGGAGAAUAUACGUGACUUCAUGCGAUGGGAGGAGGUCGAUCAGACCAUCAUCAUUGUUUUCUUGAGGUCUUGGAUUGAUGUUCCCGGAGUACCCCAACAAGUAGGGAACGUUGAGUGUGGUUAUUAUACCAUGCGAUUUUGUUGGCUCAUCGUCAGUAUGUGUGCACAAUGUUCUUUACCGUUAUCCUAUGUGUUUCAGUCUACUUCGCCUUAUACUAGAGCCGAAUUAGAAGAGAUUAGAGAGUUUUGGGCUGGGGGUUUUCUCGAUGAACUAGCGUAAGUUUCGUACUGUAUUGUAUAGUAUUAGUUGUAUGGAUAUGUUAGAAGAGUGUAGUUGUUUGACUCUUAGUUGUGGUGUUAAAACUUAGUUUGUACAUGUUGAUUUCAGCAACAGGAAAGAUCACGACUUAUUCGAAUAAACUAAAGAUUAUUCG
Messenger RNA from Cuscuta campestris, 1062 nucleotides. The record is from the annotation of a GenBank genome assembly. NCBI's taxonomy places the organism in Eukaryota, Viridiplantae, Streptophyta, Magnoliopsida, Solanales, Convolvulaceae.